GGGAGGGCAAACAGCCCUGCUAAAGGAGUGAAAACACACACAAGAGUGAGAAAGCCUAUGACUAUGUGACGGGGAGAGAAAGAGAAGACACAGAGAAGAAAAAGCCAGUGAGACAUAGAAAGGAGAGAGAGAGAGCAGAGGAAACAAAGUGUGAGAGGCAGACGGAGGAAGAACAAAGUGUGAAGGGCUUUUUGCUGCUGCUGUGCUGGGACCAUGUCUCUGAAUGGGAAGGUGGCUUUGGUGACAGGGGGGGCUCAGGGCAUUGGGAAAGCCGUGGUCCAGUCACUACUCAAGAGCUCAGCCAAGGUGGCAGUGGUCGACCUCAACAAGACCUGUGGCGAAGAAUGCAAGGCACAGCUGGACGCCGAGUUUGGAGAGGGCAACUGCACCUUUAUUCCCUGUGAUGUGUCCAAUGGAGACGCACUGAGAGACCUCUGUAAUUAAAGGGACCUACUUGGCUCUGGAACACAUGAGUAAAGAGUACGGCAAGGAAGGCGGCACCAUUAUCAAUGUAUCCUCUAUGGCAGCCUUCUUGCAUUCUCCUCAUCAGCCUGUCUACACUGCUACUAAACACGGAGUCAUCGGCUUCACUAGAGCUAUGGCGGACGCGUCCUCUCAAGGCAACUACGGCGUUCGCAUCAACGUCCUGUGUCCAGCCUUCGUCGACACUCCUCUGCUGCACUCGGUGGAGCACGAGGACAACAUGGGCAAGUUUGUCAAGUUCAAGGACGAUUUCAAACGCAGCAUGAGCAAGUUUGGAGUUUUACA
Messenger RNA from Morone saxatilis (striped sea-bass), 768 nucleotides. RefSeq names its product 15-hydroxyprostaglandin dehydrogenase (gene hpgd). The record is from RefSeq and is a predicted model, not a curated record. Gene Ontology annotation, molecular function: oxidoreductase activity, acting on the CH-OH group of donors, NAD or NADP as acceptor. Lineage: Eukaryota; Metazoa; Chordata; Actinopteri; Moronidae. Gene Ontology annotation, cellular component: cytoplasm.